AUGGCUCUUGAUCUAACUUUCGGAGUGGUGAUGAUCCGUCAAUUAAUCGCUAUCACAUUUGUCGUGGGAAUUCUAUACGGUCUCUGUACCGUGAUACACAACAUUUACUUUCAUCCACUCUCGAAGUUUCCCGGACCCAAACUAUUCGUAGCAAGUCGCAUCUUCAGCGUUCGGGAGGUUCUUCGUGGUGAACUUCCCCAAAAGAUCGCCGCUUUCCACGAAAUCUAUGGCGAGGUUGUAAGGACAGCUCCAGAUGAAGUGUCUUUUACGAGUCCACAGGCUUUCCAGGAUAUUUAUGCCAAGAGGAAUGGCAAACCUAGUUUCCCAAAAGAUCCAAUCCAGUACAAUAGCCCAACGACGCGCGUAUCGAGUAUCUUGAAUGUGAGUAGUGAUAAGGAUCAUGGUCGAUAUCGGCGCUUACUUGCACAUGCUUUCUCGGAGAAAGCAUUGAGAGAACAAGAACCUCUCAUAAAACACUAUGUCGAUCUUCUCAUCAAGCGUCUUCAUGAAAAUGCAGCCAAUGGUUCUCAAAAUAUGGUCAAUUGGUAUAACUUUACAACGUUUGAUAUCAUCGGAGACCUAACUUUCGGAGAAUCAUUUGGAUGUCUCGAUGGUAGUGAUUAUCAUCCUUGGGUAUCAUUUUUAUUUCGAUCUUUCAAAGCAGCUUCAUUCAUAGCUGCAGCUAAACGAUUUUGUCCGAUUGUUAAGAUGGCUUUGGAUAUGUUAAUACCGAAGAAAUUGCUUGAGCAACGUAAAUCUCAUCAGUCACUCACCCAUGAGAAAGUACAAGCUAGAUUGGAAAGAAAAACGGAAAGAAAAGAUUUCAUGACGUUUAUUGUUCGACAUAAUGAUAUGGAGACGGGAAUGUCGGUUCAAGAAAUCAAAGCGACUUCAGGUGUGCUUAUGCUAGCGGGAAGUGAAACUACGGCUACACUAUUGAGUGCUGUUACUUACUAUUUACUUGCGCCAGGGAAUGAGCACAUUCUCAAGAAAUUGGUAAAGGAAGUCAGGACAACGUUCAAGUCGGAAGAAGAGAUUGAUAUGGUUAGUGUCAAUAAAUUGAGAUACCAAUUGGCGGUGUUGGAUGAGACUAUGAGGAUUCAUCCACCAGCUCCAUUUGGAAGUCCAAGAGUAGUACCAGGAGACGGGCAGUGGGUGAGCGGAUACUGGGUCCCUGGUGGUACCAAUAUAUCAUGCGUUAUAUAUGCCGCUCAACGCCAAUCGGCAAACUUCAAGAAUCCGGACAAAUUUGCCCCAGAAAGAUGGUUAGAUGAUCCUGAGUAUGCCGGAGAUGAAAGAGGAGCGUUUCAACCAUUCAAUCUGGGUCCUAGAAAUUGUAUUGGAAGGAAUCUGGCGUAUGCGGAGAUGCGAUUGAUUCUUGCUCGUGUGAUUUGGAACUUUGAUCUCGAGUUAGCAGAUGAAAGUAAGAGCUGGGCUAAGAAUAUGAAGAUCUUUCUCUUGUGGGAGAAACCACCACUUUAUGUUAAUUUAAAACUAGUUGUGAGGAAUUGA
This is a messenger RNA of Sclerotinia borealis F-4128, 1512 nucleotides long. NCBI's taxonomy places the organism in Eukaryota, Fungi, Ascomycota, Leotiomycetes, Helotiales, Sclerotiniaceae. The record is from the annotation of a GenBank genome assembly.